CUUGCAUGCCCUGUCACUAUAUAUAGGGGUGUGCAGGGGCGGACUGACCAUUUGGAAACUCGGGCACUGCCCGAGGGCCCGGGGUCAGUUGGGGGCCCCAUGAGAUGCCCCUGGUACCUUUUUCAUAGGCUUUUUGAGUUUGGGCAAGGACACAGGGGCCCCAUGAUCCCCUAUUGCCUGGGGGCCCCAUGAGUUGUCAUUCCGCCCCUGGAGUCCACCCCUGAUGGCUGUAAAUAGUGACAUCUACAGGCCAUUUGCUUGACA
Molecule: messenger RNA, 264 nt
Organism: Staurois parvus
Lineage: Eukaryota; Metazoa; Chordata; Amphibia; Anura; Ranidae
Source: the annotation of a GenBank genome assembly